Messenger RNA from Epithele typhae, 336 nucleotides. RefSeq lists its product as uncharacterized. Lineage: Eukaryota; Fungi; Basidiomycota; Agaricomycetes; Polyporales; Epitheliaceae. The record is from RefSeq and is a predicted model, not a curated record. Bases 1 to 336 code for a protein of 111 amino acids. The transcript has a single exon.
AUGAUAUUCGCGCCUUUGGCUAUCCUCGCCGCCGUUCUCGGCGCGUGCCGAGCGAGGGGAGUCAACCGCACCAUUGACGACUAUUAUGGCGACUCGGUCACCGGCGUCGUCCCGAUGUACUACACACCACCAGCUAACUGGACGGACGGAAAUACAUGUGCCAACGGCUGUCAUGUGAACAGGAAUAAUGUCGACACAAGCAAGGCGUUCAACCGCACCUGGCACGACUCGACGUGGUAUCCUGGCCACAGGGAGACUGGCGACCAGUCGAUCGCGAUCACAUUCAACGGGACGGCGGUAUGGGUGUACUUAUAUGAUACUGGCAAACCAACUUGA